AUGACCUACUUACAAGAUGUUCCGGACAAUCGCCUGUCCCAAAUUCCAGCCAGUAUUGCCAGAGGUGGUACAAUUGUACCAUUCGUUUUGAAAAAAGUUUGUCCAAUAUGCCAAAAACCCUACAAAGAUAAAAGGUCUUUGAAAAAACAUCUCAUAACCCACCAAACCGAACGCCCAUUCAAAUGCCCCAUAUGCGAAAAAGGCUUCAAAAGAAAAUACGAAAUCACCAUUCACAUGGUUUCACAUGGCAAAAGCGCCACCUACCAAUGCGACUAUUGCCCAAAAGCCUUCAAACAAAAACAAACCUUCCUCAUCCACAAAAACCGCCACUUGAAACAAUAUUGCGCCACCUGUCAAAAGUGCAAUAAAGGCUUUAUAACUAAAUCCGAAUACUCUAAACACAUGGAAUACAAUCACGGAACAAACUCGCAUGUUUGCGAAAUAUGCGGCCGCUCUUGUUAUGAUAAAGCAUCCCUAAUCAACCACUUAAAAACCCACAACGCAGGCUACCACGUGGAAAAAUUCAAAUGCGAGCUGUGCAACAAGAAAUUUGCUCAACAAAAAGGCCUUGACCAGCACACAGUGAGAAUCCACAAAGACGGAGGCCAAAAGUACGUGUGCGACGUGUGCGGCAAAGAAAUACACUCCAAAGUGAGCCUUAGAGGCCACAUGAACGUCCACAAAGGUCUCAAACCGAUUCAAUGUCCGCGCUGCGAGAAAACCUUUGCGUUGCGCAGCACUCUGAGGACACACUUGCGCAUUCAUACGGGCGAAAGGCCGCAUGCGUGUCCCGAAUGCGGCAAAACUUUCACGCAAAGAGGACCGUUGAAGGCUCACCUUAAAGGCCACAAAGGUGAAAAGGCUUUCGGUUGCGAUAUUUGUCAGGAUAAAAGGCACAAUAUUAAAAACGAACCAAUAGAUUCAGUGCCGUGUCCACAUUGCACGAAAACCUUCAAAAACAACCGCUUCCUCAAAAAACAUUUGAUUUGCCACAAAGAGGACCGUCCAUUUGCCUGUCCGCAAUGUCCAAGAACCUUCAAACGAUCGCACGAAUUAAAAAAUCACACUAUUUCAGUCCACGAGAAAAGCAAAAAGUUCCACUGCAACCAGUGUCCGAAAAUCUUCAAAACAAAACACGGUUUUUUGGAUCACAUCAACAGACAUUUGAAAAAGUUUAUUGCCAAAUGCGAAGAGUGCGGCAAAGGGUUUGUGACAAAACAAGAAUAUGACGCACACAUUUACAAAAAGCAUAACAUCAAUCGUGAGUUGUUGGUUUGUUCCAUUUGCGGUCGUACUUGUGUGGACAAGGCUUCACUAGCUGGUCACUUGCGCACGCACGAGCAAGGGUACCACGACGAAAAGUACUCAUGCGAGUACUGCGGCAAAAAAUUCGCGCAGCGGCGUGGGCUCGAGCACCAUCACGUGCGCAAACACAAAGACGGCGGCGAAAAAUAUGUUUGCGACUUGUGCGGCAAAGAAGUCAACUCGCUGCGCAGUCUCAAAGGCCACAUGUUGCUGCAUCAAGGUCUCAGGCCCUUGCAGUGUCCCGAGUGCGAGAAGUGUUUCGUGUUGGAGAGUACUUUGAAGCAACACUUUUUGACUCAUACUGGAGAAAGGCCGCACAAGUGCAAGGAGUGCGGUAAGGCUUUUACGCAAAGGGGGCCCUUGAAGGCUCACUUGAGGACGCAUUCUGGGGAGUUGCCUUAUAAUUGUGGCCCAGUUGGUAAACUGAUAAGGGUUGACCAUAAGGCACAGGUACAGAAUUAG
Ceutorhynchus assimilis (cabbage seed weevil) is the source of this 1767-nucleotide messenger RNA. The record is from the annotation of a GenBank genome assembly. Lineage: Eukaryota; Metazoa; Arthropoda; Insecta; Coleoptera; Curculionidae.